Paracoccidioides brasiliensis Pb18 is the source of this 3123-nucleotide messenger RNA. RefSeq lists its product as uncharacterized. Gene Ontology annotation, biological process: maturation of SSU-rRNA from tricistronic rRNA transcript (SSU-rRNA, 5.8S rRNA, LSU-rRNA). Gene Ontology annotation, cellular component: small-subunit processome; t-UTP complex; 90S preribosome. The record is from RefSeq and is a predicted model, not a curated record. Gene Ontology annotation, molecular function: RNA binding; protein binding. The coding region runs from base 1 to 3123 and encodes 1040 amino acids. The transcript is spliced from 2 exons.
AUGGAUAUCCACAGAUGUCGAUUCGUACCAUUCAAGCCGCGGGCAAUUAACGCCCUCGCAUUCUCUCAUCCUCCCUCUGCGGAUGUCUCCGGCAGAGGUGUUCCUACUCUGCGUCUCGCUAUCGGACGUGCCAACGGCGAUAUCGAAAUAUGGAAUCCCCUUCGCGGAGCCUGGCUACAGGAAUCGAUCUUGCGAGGUGGUAAGGAUCUCAGCAUCGAGGGUCUUGCAUGGACUCAAGACCCCAGCGAGGACGGGACCGAUGGCAGCGGGUUUAGAAUCCCUGGGAAGCUGCGAUUGUUUAGCAUUGGGUCUUCCAGCGUGGUGACAGAGUGGAAUCUCGAAGAGGCUCGCCCUGCUAGGCAUUCAAAUGGUAAUUUUGGAGAGAUUUGGUGUUUGGCUGCACAACCCCGUUGGAGACCCACGGAGAAAGAUAAAGAUGGGAAAUUCUUACCCCCAGCUGAAGGGGAAUAUACGGGACAACAUUUGGCUGUUGGGUGUGCCGAUGGGUCAAUUGUCAUCCUGUCGACACAGGACGGGGAUUUGAGAUAUAUACGCACCAUGAGACCCUCAACUAAAAAGGCUAGAGUCCUCAGUCUUACGUUCCAGGAUCGUAACACUGUUGUAGCUGGAUAUACAGAUAGCACUAUUCGAAUCUUUGAUAUUCGCAAUGGCGUGAUUCUGCGUACUGUUUCCAUGGGUAAAGGCCUAGUGAAGGGCUCCAAGGAGGUGCUAGUAUGGUCGGUGAAAUGCUUGCCGGACGGGACAAUUAUCUCUGGCGACUCUACAGGUGAAAUACGGUUUUGGGACGCGAAGAAUUACUCUCUCAUUCAACGAAUACAGGGCCACCUGGCAGAUGUGUUGGAUAUUGCUGUUAGUGCCGAUGGAGAAUCUGUCAUCAGCGGCGGAGCAGAUCAGAGGACAACUAUAUACACACUAGAGAGGGGUAAGAAGAAUGAUAAAUCGAGGCGAUGGAAAGAAGUAACGCAUCGUCGAUAUCAUUCGCAUGAUGUCAAGGCCUUCGCGGUUUAUGAGACAAGGAAUAUAAGCAUCGUCGUAUCAGGAGGAUUGGAUACAGUUCCUGUCGUUGUACCGUUGCGCGAGUAUGGGUCAGAACACCACCGAAAAUUAUCAAAUCUUCCCCAGGUUCCCCAAAUAUCCUCAGCGCCUUCACCACGCCUCCUUAUGAGUUGGUGGGACCGUGAAGUCAGCUUAUGGUAUAUUUCUGGGAGUUCGGGGAAUGAUGGGAGGCUCUUAGAUGGGAUGAGCCAUGAACUAGUAGGCAAAGUGCUGUUCCAAGGCGAGGAAAAUCUUACGUCCGCCACCUUGUCAUCUGACGGGAAAUUUUUCGUUGCAGCAACCAUAGCUGAAGUGAAAAUGUUCAGUGUGAAGUGGCGGAGGGGGGGUAGCCAGCCUGUGCUCCGCUUCAAAAAGAUUGACCUUCCACCUUCAGUUGCUAGACAUGGAGCUAAAACCGUUGCUAUCUCACCUAAUCGCCAAUGGCUUUGUCUGGUCCGUCCCAACAACCAAAUAUCUCUUGCCAAAAUUGUGCCAAGCUCUGAUCCUAAGAAGAACCCACGCAUACUUCCUCAAAUACUUGAUUUGGACCGUAUUCCAAGGCAAAUCCGACACAAAGAAAUGUACGGUACACUUGGGGAAUACGAACGGAGCAUUCGCUGUAUUGCAUUUUCAGAGGACAGUAGAAUUAUGGCGAGCGGCGACUUGGCAGGUUGCAUAGACUCUUGGAUUUUGGAGGAUGUCAGAGCAUCUACGCAAGGUACAAUGCUGAAGGUGAACGGAAAGCCUUCGACAAACUCUUCGGAUGAUGAAUCCUCGUGUGACGAUGACGAUUCUCCUGCUGUACUCGACGGCCAGCGGUGGAUACAGACGCCUUCAGAAUCACCAAUUCCUCGUCUUAAAGCCGGAAUCCUCUUGCUAUCAUUCCGCCCAUCAAGUCGUUCCCAACCCAAAGAUCUCACGAACGGAACUACCAGAGUUCAUGUCUCCUGUCCAUCUUUCUCCAUUACUGAACGCCUAAUGGUAUUGACCGCAGAACACCAGUUGUCCGAAUUCGAGAUUCUGAAAGGGAAACUGUCCGAUUGGUCGCGGAGAAAUCCCACAGCGUAUCUGCCAAAAGAAUUUACCAUCCUGAAGGAUAGGGCGAUGGGUGCUAUCUGGGAUAUAAAUAAGAGCCGGGAACGCCUUUGGCUUUACGGUCCUACAUGGAUGUGGAUGUUCGACCUUUCGCUGGAUUUCCCCCCACCGAAUGGUUCUACAAGCAAGGAUAUUGCAGAUGGCGCAGUGCAAAAAGGGCAAAGCAAACGUAAGCGAGGGGAUGAUGACAGGAAAAUUCUGAAGACCAACACUGGUGCUGGAGAUAGAAUACCAGUAUCGAAAUCCGACGUGGGCCUGGGGAGAAAAAUGCGCAAAAUCGUGGAUGGUGAUGAGUUGAAUGUACAAUGGAUAGACAUUACACGAAAAAGUGAGCGAGAUGAUAUUCUUGACGAAGAUGAGCACAAACAAUACAACGAAGCAUCCAUUGCAAAUGACUCUACCUUGGCACGUCUUCGACGAGAGCAAAAUCUUGCGCAACUCGGAUCUGAUGGAAUGGAAGACGAAGACGUGGAUAAAGAGACAAAUCAUCACGAUCAACAUCUGCCCAACGGUAGGAGCACACAUCUCCCCUCUUCAUCCACAGAUUCCAACGCAAAGUCGCAAGUAGCGUUCGCUGUUGUAAUCGACAACAGGCCACAAGUCAAUAGUGACACCGUACUGCCGCAAGCAAAGCAGGGGCGAAGUCAAAAUAUACACUCCUCUGGGUCUGACAAGCUUGAACGAAAACAAGCAACUCCCUCCACCCGCAGCGCAAUUAACCCAAGCUCUUCAACAGACGUUGAAGCGCAAGUCCCAUCACUAACGCCGCAUAAACGAUCACUGCCGCAACGUCGUUGGUGGCAUACGCAUAAAUAUCGGGAUAUUCUUGGAAUAGUGUCGCUUGACGAGCCGGAUAGCAGAUCAGAUCCAAAUCAAAAACUGGAGGACGGGUUUAAUAUUGAGGUGGCGGUAGUGGAACGGCCAAUGUGGGAAAUAGAGUUGCCUGGGCGGUAUUUACGAGACUAUGAGUAG